Molecule: messenger RNA, 3985 nt
Organism: Clupea harengus (Atlantic herring)
Lineage: Eukaryota; Metazoa; Chordata; Actinopteri; Clupeiformes; Clupeidae
Gene: dpydb
Product: dihydropyrimidine dehydrogenase b
Biological process (GO): uracil catabolic process; thymine catabolic process
Cellular component (GO): cytoplasm; cytosol
Molecular function (GO): iron-sulfur cluster binding; uracil binding; dihydropyrimidine dehydrogenase (NADP+) activity
Source: RefSeq, a predicted model, not a curated record
CCAUUUGACGGUACAGGGCCAGUGAGUCCUUACCUACAGUCCCAAACGAAUAUACCCUAGCCUACUGUCUUCCACAUCCAAAAGAAAAUAUUGAAAGUCGCAAAACCUGAAACUUUCUAAAUGGCAAGAAUGCUGAGCAGAGAUCUCCCGGAUAUUGAGAGUCUCCUAGCCUUGAACCCCAGAGUGCAGAACCAUGCCUCCAUCCAUUCAACAGCCUUCAAGAAGAAAGAGAAAAAGCACUGGAAGAGGAACCCAGAGAAGAGCUGUGAUACCUGUGUGAAGCUGGAAAACAACUUCGAUGACAUCAAGCAUACCACACUGAGUGAACGAGGAGCGCUGCGGGAGGCCAUGAGAUGUCUCAAAUGUGCCGAUGCCCCCUGCCAGAAGAGCUGUCCCACCAACUUGGAUGUCAAGACCUUCAUCAGCAAUAUCUCCAACAAGAACUACUAUGGGGCAGCCAAAUCCAUCUUUUCAGACAACCCCCUGGGUCUGACCUGCGGCAUGGUGUGCCCCACCUCUGAGCUCUGUGUGGGUGGAUGCAAUCUCUAUGCCUCUGAGGAGGGACCCAUCAACAUCGGAGGCCUGCAACAGUUUGCCACAGAGGUGUUCAGUAAGAUGGGCAUCCCUCAGGUGAGGAAUCCUGACCUUCCUCCCUCCGAUGAGAUGCCUGCCAGCUACCACACCAAGAUCGCUCUGAUUGGCUGUGGCCCAGCCAGCAUCAGCUGCGCCUCCUUCCUGGCUCGACUGGGCUACGACAACCUGACUGUGCUAGAGAAGCAGGAGUACAUUGGUGGCUUGAGCACUGCUGAAAUCCCCCAGUUCCGUCUGCCGUAUGAAGUGGUUCAGUUUGAGGUGGACCUGAUGAAGGACCUUGGAGUAAAGGUUGUCCUGGGAAAAGGUCUUGGUGUGAAUGGCAUGAACAUGACCUCUCUGAAAGACGAAGGAUAUGAAGCGGUCUUUAUUGGUAUCGGUCUUCCGCAGGCCAACAGACACAAGAUGUUUGAUGGGCUUACUGUAGAGCAGGGUUUCUACACGUCUAAAGACUUCCUGCCUCUGGUUGCUAAGGCCAGUAAAACAGGGAUGUGUAGCUGCCGCUCUGCCCUGCCUGAGGUAUAUGGGAAUGUGAUUGUGUUGGGUGCAGGAGACACAGCAUUCGACUGUGCCACCUCUGCCCUGCGCUGUGGGGCCCGUCGUGUUUAUGUGGUCUUCAGGAAAGGUUUCACCAACAUACGUGCUGUUCCAGAGGAGAUGGAGCUGGCGAAGGAGGAGAAGUGUGAGUUCCUGCCCUUCCUGUCUCCUCGUGAGGUCAUCAUGAGGAAUGGCCGUGUGGUGGGCCUGCAGUUCUGUCGCUCGGAGCAGACGGACACCGGUGACUGGGAGGAGGAUGAGGAACAGAUCGUCCGGCUCAAGGCCGAUUACAUCAUCAGCGCUUUCGGCUCCGGACUCACUGACCCCGUUGUGAAAGCUGCCAUGGAGCCCAUAAAGCUGAACCGCUGGGGGACACCGGAGAUCAACCAGGACACCAUGCAGACCAGUGAGCCCUGGGUGUUUGCUGGUGGAGACAUCGCCGGCAUGGCCAACACCUCUGUAGAGUCUGUGAACGAUGGCAAGCAGGCAUCCUGGCACAUCCACAAGUACAUCCAGACUCUUCACGGACAAACAGUAGACAGCACUCCAAAGCUGCCGAUGUUCUACACCGCCAUCGAUGCUGUGGAUAUUAGUGUCGAGAUGGCUGGCAUCCGCUUCCCAAACCCAUUUGGACUUGCCAGUGCCCCACCAACCACCAGCACUGCCAUGAUCCGUCGUGCUUUUGAGCAAGGUUGGGGCUUUGCCCUCACCAAGACCUUCGGCCUGGACAAGGAUCUGGUGACGAACGUGUCUCCGCGCAUUGUUCGCGGCACCACAUCGGGUCACCUCUUUGGCCCGGGUCAAGGGUCAUUCUUGAACAUUGAGCUGAUCAGUGAGAAAACGGCAGCCUACUGGUGCGAGGGCGUGACUGAGCUCAAAGCCGACUUUCCAGACAAUAUUGUCAUCUCCAGCAUCAUGUGCAGUUUCAACAAAGCAGACUGGACAGUGUUGGCCCAGAUGGCUGAGGCGUCUGGUCCAGAUGCACUGGAGCUGAACCUGUCUUGCCCUCACGGCAUGGGAGAGAGGGGAAUGGGUCUGGCCUGUGGACAGGAUCCAGACAUGGUAAGGAACAUCUGCCGCUGGGUCCGUCAGGCUGUGAAGAUUCCCUUCUUCGCCAAACUCACCCCCAACGUCACCAACAUCGUGGACAUUGCCAAGGCAGCUCACGAGGGAGGGGCUGAUGGAGUCACUGCUACCAACACAGUGUCUGGACUGAUGGGCCUAAAGGCAGACGGCAGCCCCUGGCCUGGCAUUGGCACAGGGAAGAGAACCACAUAUGGAGGAGUGUCUGGUAAUGCGAUCCGACCAAUCUCUCUGCGUGCCGUGUCAGCUAUCGGCCGCGCCCUGCCGGGCUUCCCCAUUCUGGCCACCGGGGGCAUUGACUCUGCUGAGGCAGGUCUACAGUUCCUUCACGCUGGAGCCUCCGUACUACAGAUCUGCAGCUCAGUGCAGAACCAGGAUUUCACAGUGAUUGAGGACUACUGCCUGGGCCUGAAGACUCUGCUCUACCUGAAGAGCAUCGAGGAGCUGACGGACUGGGACGGCCAGUCUCCCCCGACCCUGCGCCACCAGAAGGGCAAGCCUGUGCCUCGCGUGGUGGACCUGGUGGGCAAAAGCCGGCCCAGCUUUGGGCCAUACCUCACAGAGAAAAAUGAAGCUGUGGCUGAGUACAAGAGGAGUCUGAGAGACGCCAACGAUAACAUCGCCAUGGACACCAACGAUGCAAGGGUCUUCAUCCCCAAGAAGCCCGUGCCAUCUGUAAAGGAUGUGAUUGCCCGAGCCCUGAAGCACAUUGGGGCCUAUCAGGAGCUGGACAACAAAGAACAGGUGGUGGCCAUGAUAGAUGAGGAGAUGUGCAUUAACUGUGGGAAGUGUUACAUGACCUGCAAUGACUCAGGAUACCAGGCAAUCACGUUUGACCCCGAGACGCAUUUCCCGGUGGUCACAGACAGCUGCACCGGCUGCACCCUCUGCUAUAGUGUCUGCCCCAUCAUCGACUGCAUCACGAUGAUCACCAGGAAAACGCCCUACGAACCAAAGCGUGGCAUCGUUCCUCAAGUGGUGUACCCGGUUUGCUAAACGUCAUCCAGCCCCAACUUCAGCAGAACAUCUAGAUCAAAAUGUAAAUGCAUUUCUGACAUUAUAUAAAAGAAGUGAGCCAGGAAAAGCGAUUGCCACAGAUUCCAAUUUGAUCUAACUGUGCAUGGGCACUGAUUCCUGAACAGUCUUUGCCACCAUGAAAGGUUUUGGUUGAACAUAAUUGGUGUUGAAGCUACAUCUUAACAACUGGGCAUAUCAGUCAACACUGCAAGCAGUGGGAUCUUGUGCUCCCACAGAUCCAUAUAGAAGUCAAUGGAGUUCAGUGUUAUGAGGCCUGUUAAGAGAUCAAAUGUCCUACCAUGAAGGAUUUAAUCUUUGGGUGGUGGGAGCUGAUUUAGAAGUAUUUUUCAUACAUUUAACAAAUCAUGUAGUCAUAGGUGAACAGAUAAGGGAGUGGUGAUGGGCCAUAAUUAUGCUCCAGUCUUUCCUAGAUUUACAGUAUAACUGCAAUAUAAGAAAACGCACAAUGGCUAGAAGGGGAAUGGAACGUGCUGCUUUCAAUUUGUGCGCUUCACAGAUGAUUUCUUUAAGACGAGAGCACAGCAGGAUUGGGAAUUUGUAUUUGUGUAAUCCUCCGAUUUAUUUAUACUCGAUUUCUGAGCAUUCCAGGAACGUGAAGAAACAUGAAAUGGUUGAAAAUGUACUUGUACUAAAUGUUAAAUAUACUAUGUAGCUUGAAAUCACUUCAAGCUACUUUAACCUCUAAUUCAAGUUCAAUGUGCAGAGUUGAAUAAAAUAUUUAAAUACACUGAUACCA